UUAAACGAAAGUAUUACAACAUAUUUUAUACGGGUUCAUUGAACUUUCCGUGAUCUCUGUAAUCGUCACACAGUUCUCUACAGAUAACGUAAAAAUACAUAGCGAUAUCCGUCUGUCGUUCAUCCGACAGGUGGACGACAUUUUCCUCGAAAACGCUUGCUUUCUCUCUCGCUACUCCCUUCAAAAAUGUCUCACCGAUGCACAGACAACUUCAGCCCUUCCAGUUUGGUCAGAUCGUCGUCGUCGCGUCCUUUAAUGCGGUUAUAACCGUUUAACCGAAAACUCCGAAUUUUACCGUCGUCACUUUCUUCCCUUCGUCUGAGAUUGUUUUGAGACAUCGUUGGUCAUUAAAAAUGCUCAGUAAUUGCGGAAAAACGAGUAUAUUUCGAGAUUCGCGAGGCUCGCGGGUUUGAGGGAAGAGGAAAAGAGCGGUGAAAAAAGUGGCAGUGUUUAAGAAGGUAGCGUUUGUUACAAAAACCGUAGUGGAGUGUAUCGAGAACGGUGUACACGACUAAAUACUAUUUGAUUUAUUGAUAUUUCGAGUGUCACAGGCCUUGGCGGUGUCUAUGCAUAUCCUGAGAAUUUGGACCGUGUUCUAGGUCAAAUUUUGGGAUAAAGUGUUUAAUCUACUGCACUCUGAUAAUCAGACACAAUGUCGGAAAUAAUUUACCCUAAUGGGUGUCGGGUCGUUACGGAAGAUCUGGGUCCAGAUGAGCUCAUCAGAAGACUCAAGACUCUAGCUCAUACAUUGCAAGCUAUGGGCCAGGAUGAGGGAGCGUAUCAACAGUAUAUUCCAUUGGCUCUGCACCUAGCGGAGGAACAUUUUUUAAUGCAUCCCAGCAAGGAUGUACAACUCUUGAUCGCAUGCUGCAUCGCUGAUGUGCUUAGAGUUUAUGCUCCAGAAGCUCCAUACAAAGAUGCAGAUCAGGUGAAAACUAUAUUCCUUUUCCUGAUCAAACAAUUGGCGGGUCUCAAGGAUCCGAAAGAUCCAGCGUUCAAGAGAUACUUUUAUCUACUCGAAAAUUUGGCAUACGUCAAAUCUUUCAACAUGUGCUUCGAGCUCGAAGACUGCCAAGAAAUAUUCUGCGCACUAUUUUCCCUGAUGUUCAAAAUUGUCAACGACGAACAUUCAGGCAAAGUAAAAAGUUUUAUGCUUGAUGUCCUCUGCCCUUUAAUCACUGAGUCCGACAUUGUGAGCAACGAAUUACUGGAUAUCAUUCUCAUGAACAUCGUUGAACCUAACAAGACACAAAAGAAGAACGCGUAUUUGCUUGCAAAAGAGCUCGUCAUCAAGUGCAGCGAAACUCUCGAGCCGUACCUCCAAGCGUUCUUUAACCAUUUUCUGAUCGUGGGCCGUGAAGAGAGAGGUCUACAAAUCUGCAAAAAGGUGUACGAUUUAAUUUACGAAUUGAAUCACAUAUGUCCGAGCGUAUUGCUCUCCGUCCUUCCUCAAUUGGAGUGCAAGUUGAAAUCGUCCCAGGAGACGGAGCGUCUCGGAGCAGUGGCUUUGUUGGCGAGAAUGUUUUCGGAAAAGGGUUCCGGUCUGGCGAUGCAGCAUACACAAUUGUGGCGAGCUUUUCUCGGGCGUUUUAACGACAUUAGUGUUGCGAUACGUAUCAAAUGCGUACAAUACUCAAUGCAUUUCCUAUUGAAUCAUCCAGAGCUGAGGAAGGAUAUAACGGACACUCUAAAACUUCGACAACACGAUGCUGACGAGAACGUACGUUACGAGGUCGUUAUGGCGAUAGUUACGACAGCUCGGAGAGAUUUUGAGGUCGUCUCGGACAGCGAGGAUUUAUUAGAAUUCGUGAAGGAACGAACGUUGGAUAAAAAGUUUAAAAUACGCAAAGAAGCAAUGGCGGGGCUGGCGAUGAUUUACAAAAAGCAUUUGAACGACGUGGAUGUUCCACAAGCCACAAAAAAAGCAGUCACAUGGAUAAAGAACAAAAUAUUGCACGGUUAUUACAUGGCUGGAAUGGAAGAUCGUUUGUUGGUCGAGAGAUUGUUGAAUACUUGUCUCGUACCUUAUCAAUUAGCGGCCGAGGAUAGGAUGAAAAAAUUGUACCAUCUCCUCGGUACGAUAGACGAUCAUGCUUCAAAAGCUUUCGUCGAACUGCAAAAACAUCAAUUGGCCGUGAGACGCGCUGUCGUUGAGUGGCUUGAAAUAGUGAAAAAACCUGAUUCCGCCAACGAACUCAUGCCGAAAAUAUCCCAGAUAUCACGGUUUCUACCUGACCCUAUGAAAGUCAUGGAAUUUCUGCAAAAGUUCAGCGCUCACAUGAAAAGGGAUCCGACACUUCUACAAGGCAUGGAAACUAUUGUACAGCCGAAUGUUUCCUGCAAAGAAUGCGCUGAAAUGAUCAGCUCUGUCCUCAAAAAACUCGGCCAACCUGUCAUGACUAAUCUUUAUUACAAUACCAUCAAAAUGUUACUCGAACGUGUAAGCUCCGUCAUGAUCGACGAGGAAGCGAUACGAGUCUUGAUCGGAUAUGUUCUCGACUGUUUGAAGGGCGGUAACGUCAUUGAGGAAGUUGGCCUUAAUCCUAAUAACGCUGGUGAAAAAGGGCUCAGACUGCUUGUGAUGCUGUCGUUUGUAUUUGGACCUCAUUUCCUUCAUAAUGAUAUUUUAACGCAACUGGUCCAUCUUUUGGAACUGGAGGAUGAAAUGGUUGGUCCUCUCGUACUAUCGAUAUUCACGUUCCUCGGAAAGUACAAACCACUGUGCGACGUUGCUCCUGAAAUAAUGGAUCUUAUGGUACCGAUAUGCAAGAAUUUCGCUGAAACUGGAACACCUAAACAGGCGAAACAAGCCAUAAGAUGUCUCUUUGUAAACAUGACGAAUAUUCACGACACCAUAUUUCCGGAAAUAAUCGAGAGAAUUAAGACUACUCUGACUCCAACUUCGGAAUAUUAUCGUACCUCGAUCGUCACGCUUGGACACAUAGCGUACAAUUUGCCGGACAAGUAUCACAUACAAAUCAAGAAUAUGGUGUCAAGAAAGAUAGUAAAAGAACUCUUGGUAAAGGAGAACAGCGAGCAAACGACCGACUCCAUCGAAGGCGACUGGUGCCGAGAGGAUCAAUUGCCAGAAGAAACCCGUUGCCGUCUUGAAGGUCUGAAGUGUAUGGCCCGAUGGUUACUGGGCCUCAAAACGGACGUUCUAUCGGCACAGAAGACUUUCCGUAUGUUAAACGCUUUUGUCGUCAACAAAGGCGAUCUUCUGCAACAGGGACGGUUGAGCAGGGCCGAAAUGAGUUGGCUCCGUUUGCAGGCUGGUUGCUCGAUGCUCAAAAUUUGCGAGCAAAAAGGCGUCGGUGAUCAAUUUACGGCUGAACAAUUUUACAACUUGUCGCAACUCAUGGUGGACGAAGUGACCCAAGUCAGAGAAUCAUUCGGCACAAAGUUGCACAAAGGACUUGGCCGCGGAAUUCCUAACAAGUGUUUACCACUCGACUUCAUGGGCUACUAUGCUCUCGCCGGUAAAGAACAAGACAAAAGACUCAAAUGCGUAUUGAAAACGUAUAUGCAAACGGAUAUCAACAAAAGGAGAGAUUACGUCAAAACAGUAUCCCUGGGCACCGUGGAACGUGCUAUGGGUCAAUUGCCUCACAUUCUGCCCGAUUACAUGCUCGUUUUCGCGGUACCGAUACUUGCUCACGAUCCUGAAUUCACCAGUCACAUGGACGUCAGCCAGUUGAAAGUUAUUCAGCAGUGUCUGUGGUUUAUUCUCGAACCUCUUAUUACCAAAAAUGAAUACUAUUGUUAUGGUUUUUAUAAAAAUCUCGUCGAAAGAAUGAAGAGCCAUAAGGAUGCUCUCAGGCCCGAUGACGAUAACGUGAAUUAUAAACUUUGGGCAGUUUGUGACAUCGCUAUGAACGUCAUUUUUACGAAAACGACCAACUUUGAUAUGAAAGAAUUCCCGAGCGAAACCCGAAUACCGACGAUGUACUUCAAACGGGCUGACGAGAUGUUGACAAAUUCGAAAAAUUAUCUACCAGCUGAAAUGCAAAUUAGUAUGUCAAGUCCGAAGGGCAAAGGAACUCAUAUAAACACACAUUCGUUGACCGAGCGACCACAACGCAAAGCAAAAUCUAAGUUACAGAAGGAAGUUGGAAUCGGGCCUAACGAGACCGACGCAAGGCUGCAAAUUGGGGAAAUGGAAUGUAUCGAUGCACAGCCGGCGGAAGCGUCAGAAACCAGGAUUCAAUUACCGGGAAUAGAGGAUGAGAUUGACGAACCUCCGGCAAAGAGGGCAUUACGGGAAUCGGACAAAAUAAAUAAAUAAUUAAGCUGAAUGUGAAUUGUAUCCAGACAGGUGAGGUGGUGCGGCGAGGAGUGCAGGAAAAGUCUAGGGACUACGAUGAUACUAUAAGCCGUCAAAAAAUGAAACACCCAAAAGAAAGAAACAAACAAACAGAAGAACACUUUACAAAUUAGAAAACAGAAUAUUUUGGUUAUGUACAACAAUUAAUAUACCUAAGUCGUUCGCGUAUUUCUAGACCAUAAGCUGUUAAGAUUAUAAUAAUACACUAACUUCAAUCCAUCGACUCCUGUCGAGCUUAUCUAUGUUUUUCGUUUCUUUCUUCUCUCUUUCGAUAUUUCCACCUGAGUUUUCAUCUGAACAUUUGGACGCCAAGUGUCUUUUUGCGUUCAAUUCUAAUCCAUCCGAAUGAGGCGAUUUUUUUUUUAAAUGAAUAUUUUUAAAAUGAAUAUUUAUCCAUUUCUCAUCCAGUUGGUGUCGACUGAUUUUUCGUCGCCGUGUCAGCGAGUUUUUAUCUAUGUGAAAUCCAUCAAAACUAAGAACAAUCACAUUUCGUCCUUGUUAUACACGGCUCAUGCCUCCGUUUUGAAAUUCGAAUUGUCUGCAUUCUUCCUUUCUGUCUUCGUGUUCCUCUUAAAAAUCUUCGAUACUUCGUUCCCACUACAUUCGAUUCAGUGGACUACCUUAAAUAGUACUAAUCAAUUUGUUUCUUGCAUGUAGAAAUUUACGUGGCUCUUUAAUCCUCAAGACGAACAAUAUUUUUACUUUUCAAUUUUUUUGAUACUGUACAAACUAAUCCUGGAAAGAGAUUCUUUUAUUUAUCGAAAUUACUUCUAGGGACAUUUGAUGAAUUCAAAUUACCGGAAAUUCUCGUCUCUGCCGUUUUACAUGUACAUUAUCAAACAAAAUCCUAAUUUUCCAGAAAUAUCGAUAAUAUUCCAAGACUAAUGAUGCUCCUGAUUUUACAAUGCAUUUUGUUUGAAAGUUUCAAGAAAUUUUAAGUUUUUUUUCAUGAUCAUUAGAUUUUAGUCUUACUUGGAUUACCGUUUUAAUAUUGUACCUUGAUUUUCUACCGUUUACGAAGUAUGCCAAAGUCCUAUCAUUCCGGUCUAAAUUUUCUUGAAAAAAAAGACCUUUAGCACAGAAAACAACACUUUCAACGACGAUAAAACUCGACAGAAAAACCUAAAUGUGAUCGAUCGUUUUUUUCAGUACUUUUGCGAAUUUCAUUUCGAGACAAUAUUGAAUACUAGAGUAUAGAGAAAAAGUUAAUGAUGAAAUUUUGACAUUAUUUCACCGAAAUACUGCAUUGGCAUAGUUCAGAUGUUUUUCUCUAAUCUUUUUCCUUUCGACUGUCAACAUUCUUUUUCUGUUUUUUUUUUCAACCAUCACAACAAUACGAUGACUAGGUAAAAACUAGAUAAGAAAGUUGCGCAAGUAGUGUGAAUGAAUUUGGAUGAGAUGACUCGUGAGAGAUAGUUUGAGAUUAACUUUAUAAAAGAAAAAAAAUAAACAUACAAGAUUAUUCGACUUGUCGCCUGUCCACGAAAAUUACAGUACCGUUGAAAAUAAAAAAAUUUUCAAAACAAUUAACUCUGUAAAAUUUUCGAGAUAUCGAUAAUAACUUUUGUACACCUUGGUAUAAAGUUCGAAUAUCCAGCGAGUUAAAAACAAAGGUAACACAUGGAUCUGCCAAUAGUUGAUUUUUUAAAAAUUCGUGAUAGCAUCGUUUCUUAUGCGAAACAUCUUAAUGAUCAUAGAUGCAAUGACCGAGCACAAAAUCGCUGAUUCAUCAUUGUUUUGUAAAUUACAUUAAUCGUUUUGUGCAUCGAAAAUCGAAAUUCUAGAUUUUUCCGUUGGUUUUCCAAGAGUCACCCAUCGACAGAGUUGUCACGUAGCUGCGACUUUCUGUAAUUUCUGCGGACGGGUGUGUAUAGAAUAAUAUCAAUUAUUCAAGGAACGAAAUGAGGAAAAAAUAUAAAUAAAAAUAAAACAAAUAUGAAGAAAAGGAAGAAAAAAGAAAUUCAGAUUAUGAUAGUCAGUGCUAUGAAUCUGUCAAGUCUGUGACGUAAGCGAAGUAUUGUAUUGGUUCUAUAAUAAAACACAAAUCGAUUGAAAUAUUUCAUUUCAAUUAA
Venturia canescens is the source of this 6396-nucleotide messenger RNA. It is a transcript of the gene pds5, whose product is annotated as cohesin associated factor B pds5. Gene Ontology annotation, cellular component: nucleus; chromatin. The transcript has 14 exons. Gene Ontology annotation, biological process: DNA repair; mitotic sister chromatid cohesion. Bases 653 to 4285 code for a protein of 1210 amino acids. The record is from RefSeq and is a predicted model, not a curated record. Lineage: Eukaryota; Metazoa; Arthropoda; Insecta; Hymenoptera; Ichneumonidae.